UUUCAGUUCGGCUUCAGUUCUCCGAGUGUUUCGAUGUCACUUUUUUUAAUUAAAUAUAUUAAAUACAUUUGAUUUUUACUCUGGUUAAUUUAUUUACUAAAAAUUAUAUUAUUAUUUAUUUUUUAAUUAUAAUACUUAUGAAUAAUUAUAAUUAAUUUAUUAAUAUUAAAAUAGAUAUAUAUUUUUAUACAAAUAUGAGUGAAAAACGUAAAGAAGUUCGUGUAUGGUGUGAUGGAUGUUAUGACAUGGUACAUUUUGGACAUGCUAAUUCUCUAAGACAAGCUAAAGCUCUUGGUGAUUAUUUAGUUGUUGGAGUACAUACUGAUGAAGAAAUAUCAAAACAUAAAGGGCCACCGGUUUUUACACAAGAGGAAAGGUACAAAAUGGUACGAGGUAUAAAAUGGGUAGAUGAAGUUGUUGAAGGUGCUCCUUACGUCACAACUCUAGAAACAUUAGAUAAAUAUAAUUGUGAUUUUUGUGUACACGGUGAUGACAUUACAAUGACAGCUGACGGAGUUGAUACAUAUCAUCUUGUAAAAGCUGCCGGUCGAUAUAGAGAAGUUCAAAGAACGGCUGGUGUUUCAACAACAGAUUUAGUAGGACGUAUGCUACUGAUGACUAGACAACAUUUCAAACAAGGUGACAGUGAAUACAGUGUAGAUAGAGAACCAAGCGAAAGUAUGGGUCAAGAUAGAUCAGCUCGUAGUCCCUGGACAGGAUGCUCACAAUUUUUACCUACAACUCAAAAAAUAAUUCAAUUCAGCGAUGGAAAGAGUCCACAACCUGGUGAUAAAAUAGUUUAUGUUGCUGGGGCGUUUGAUUUAUUCCACGUUGGGCAUUUAGAUUUUUUGGAAGUUGCUAAACGGGAAGGGGAUUAUUUAAUUGUUGGUUUACACACUGAUCCAGCAGUUAAUCGUUACAAAUGUGGUAAUCAUCCUAUUAUGAAUCUUCAUGAACGAGUUCUCAGUGUAUUAGCUUGCAAGUAUGUCAAUGAAGUCGUUAUUGGUGCGCCUUAUGAAGUGACGAAAGAUUUAAUGGAACACUUUAAUGUUUCCAUUGUUUGUCAUGGUCAAACACCAAUAAUGCCAUGUGAACGUGGUACUGAUCCUUAUACUGAACCUAAAAGACAAAAUAAAUUUAAAUUAUUGGAUAGUAAAAAUGAUAUGACCACCGAGAAAAUCAUUGAAAGAAUUAUUUUACACAGCUCUUGCAUCUCUGAUUGACGCUGAUGCUACGGAAGUGUAAAUUAUUGAUUUGUUUUAAGGUUGGAAUUCGAGGAUAGAAAUUUAAAAAAGGAGAAAAAAGAAAUUGCUGCGCACGAAGCCUUCAUUAAAUCACAAAAAAAGGAAAUAUCUGAUUAAAAA
Molecule: messenger RNA, 1364 nt
Organism: Microplitis mediator
Lineage: Eukaryota; Metazoa; Arthropoda; Insecta; Hymenoptera; Braconidae
Gene: Pect
Product: ethanolamine-phosphate cytidylyltransferase
Exons: 7
Coding region: 195-1223 (342 amino acids)
Biological process (GO): phosphatidylethanolamine biosynthetic process
Cellular component (GO): cytoplasm
Molecular function (GO): ethanolamine-phosphate cytidylyltransferase activity
Source: RefSeq, a predicted model, not a curated record